GGCUCCUGGGCGAGACGGGCACAGGCAAAGCCCACCAAGCCUGCCGAUCAGUCGGGCCCGCCCUGGAAAGUCCCUGUCUUGCACGCCAAUCGUUGCUGUCUCUCUAACCCAUGGGGCUAGCUGGAUAGGAAGGGAUUCAAGUGACGUGUGUAUACAACGUUUAUGAAGAUUGGCGGUUGAUGCUCCUUUUCUGGUGCCUGAAUUGUGGUUGACUGGGAUGAAGAAGGCUUCCACCGGGUUCCCGCUCUCUGGGGAAUCAGGGACUGGAGUCCGCGAUUCUGUGUGAUUCCCCCUCCCUCCCUCCGUCCCUCCAGCAAGGAAGGAGGAGAACGCGAGGAUGAUCCACGCUUCCGCGGGGCUGGGACGCCUCAGGCAGGAGGAACCGCAGAAGAGCUUAGGAAAAGGGGAGUGGAGGUCUGAGGACGUCGAGACUGGAUGAGAAACGGAGUGGAUCGUUCGGACGGAUAGAGAACGAGGCGAGCGCGCGAGAGCCUCCACCCCAGUGCCGCCUUAGCAAGGACAUGAGGGAGAGGGGACCUUGGAGCCAGAUCAGAGAGCAGCCCACGACACACUGCGGCCAGAGCUCAGGAUGGCCCCGAGGAGGAGCCCCCGCUUGAAUACCUGCCUCUUUGCUGCCUGCCUAUGUCUCUGGAGAGGGACCCUAGGCCACGACUUCCUAGGGCCAAAGAUGCUGGCUGAAUCUGCUCUUACCCCCAACACUGUGUGCAUGACUGUUCCCUGGCUGAGCCGGCGCCAACUUGGACUCUGUCUGCGCAGCCCGGAAGCCAUGGCUUCAGCUCUGCAGGGCCUCCACCUGGCCAUCCAUGAGUGCCAGCAUCAGCUGCAAGAGAGGCGUUGGGAUUGCUCCGACCUGGGCAGCAGCAGUGGCACUGUGCUUCUCAACAGUGCCAUUCUGAAGAGAGGUUUCCGGGAAAGCGCCUUUGCCUUCUCACUGCUGGCAGCCGGAGUCACCCAUGCAGUGGCCACUGCGUGUAGCCUUGGGGAGCUGCAGAGCUGUGGCUGUGCCAAACAGAGCACCGAGAACCAGAAGCUGAAGCUCAGCCAGCUGCAGACUCUCAGCCGGGGCAAGGGCCUGCCCCAUGGGCCAGCUUCGUUGUGGGGGGAGCCCGGUCCCCAGGACACCUGGGAGUGGGGCGGCUGCAGCGCGGACUUUGACUAUGCUCAGAGAUUUGCCCGGCAUUUCUUGGACCCUCGAGGGAAAUCCCGUGAUGCCCACGCACGGAUGCAGCUACACAACCACCGUGUAGGCAGGAAGAUUGUGUCGGAGCUGAGGCAGCGGAGGUGCAAAUGCCACGGGCCCUCGGGGAGCUGCCAGUUCCGGACGUGCUGGUUGGCGGUCCCCGAUUUCCGGCACGUGGGCUCUACGUUGAGGGAGCAGAUGGACCACGCCAUCCUCCUGCGGCCACACAACAGCAACUCAGGGGCCUUCCGGCCACGGUUCCGCAAAUCCCGCCUGGCCAAGCACCUCAUCUUCUACGAGCCCUCGCCCGAUUUUUGUGAGCCGGACCCAAGCGUGGGCUCACCGGGCACUCACGGCCGCUCUUGCGCCAAGGGCAGCACGCGGCCAGACGGCUGCAGCAGCCUGUGUUGUGGGCGGGGCCACAACGUGCUGCAGGAGACGCAGGCCCAGCGUUGCCACUGCCGCUUCCAGUGGUGCUGCCACGUGCAGUGUGAGGAGUGCCCGGCUGCGCAGUGGGUGAGCGUCUGCAAGUGAGUGGGGCAAGGCACUGCCCCUCCAGAGACCUCGCUGCUUGGGCUGUGUCUCCGGUGAACCACGUCCCAGCUGCCUGACAAGUGCUCAGCUGCACAGCUGCAAAUGAGGAGCACUGUGGGUGGUGCCAAGCCUCAGCGAGGCUCCACCCACAGAGACAACUGCCCUCUGUGGACCAUGUGUCUUGUGGUUCUGCCGCACGCCCUGCAAGGGGCCUGGUGACUUGCUCUCUCUCAGUAUGAAGACGAGAAUGCUUGGCUAUAAAGAGGAGCAGCGUCUACAAAUAAAUGGCACUUUGAUGGCAUCCUGCCUCCACCUGGUAGCAUCUGUAAGAGCCUGUAGCCUUCUGUGGUCCCCCUUUCCCAUGAAAUCAUGUCACCAGGUGCAUAAUGUCUGGUGCCAUACCAAACCCCCAUCUGAGAAUGGGGAGGGGGAGCAGACAUUAAAAGCCAUGGGCUCUGUGCCCCAUUGCUCUGCUUCUCAGAAACCAGAUGCAAGGGAGGAGGAGCAGGAGGAAAUCCCCUUAAGACAUGACCUUGCAGGGGGAAACAUAUGAAGCCCAAGCAAGGCUGCUGUUGUUUCUAGAGCCCCAGUGCAUCUAGUAAAGAAGGACUUUGGACACCAGUCCUUUCACUGAGAGGUGGGGCAGGCAGGCAGAGUUAGCUGAGACUUUCAUUUUAAGAAAGGAAGUUGUAGGGAUACGGUUGCCUGUAAAUGUUGCACUUGUUUGGAAUAGCAAUAGCAGCCUACUCUACAAUAGCAACACCAGUGAAGCAGCACUAGGGUGUUUUACAUGGAGUUAAUUUAUUCUUUUGACCUUUUCCUUCACCUGUGUUUUAAAAAACCAAUUCAUGUAGCUCGUGGAGGCAUGGUGUGACUUCUGCUCCUUAAUGCUAUUCAAUGUGGCUGGAUCCAUUCAGUAACUAAUGUCAGUUUUUUCAUAGACACAUGUAUGUUGUGUGUGUGUGUGUUCUGUCAGCAGAAUCAGCUCAAUCUUUUUUGCUGCUUUAAGUAAAAAUUAAUUUCACCCUCCCUGACUGCAUCCCGCUCUCUGUGAUGGAUGGUAUGGGAACUCAAGCCCAAAAGGGAACUUUACCAUCAUCUGAAACAGGCAAGAGUACACAAGGAAGUUAAACCUUUGCACACUCCAAUUAGGACUGGCUAUCUUGCCAGCAGUCUCCUAAAACAGAGUUUUUGCCUUUUUAAAAUGGAAAUUUGUCAUGGCAAGCUGGCCAUACCAUAGCCAUUGUGGGCCAGUAUAGGCUCACUUAAUCUCAGAAAGCAAUUAUGUUUCCUUCUCCACAUGGGUUUUCCAGAUUGCUGCCCCUUCCAACUCUCCCCCCACUCCCCGUUCCAUACAGCUGAAUGAAGAGAAGACAAUGAAGCCAUUUAAAAUAUACUGUGGGACAAUGAGGUUUGGGGCAACAUUUUCCCAACUGCAUCUUCCCCCCUCCCUUAGCUUCAUGCAAGUGAAUGAACAUGUUUGUUCCAUUCACAUAUAGCUAAUCUGUUAUAUAUAUUGAAGAAUUGGUUGGUUGGUUGGUUGGUUUUUGCAAAAUAAAGUCAUACUUCCUGGUGACCUACAGAUACCAAAUUUUGCAUGAGCAAUCCUGCCACCCAAAUUAGCUGAAUACACUACAUUUUGCACCAGAAUAUGCUGGAAGAAAGGUUUAAGGAUUUUUGUUUGGGUUUUUUGUAAUUUCAUUUUAGAAGAAAUUCUGAAUAUAAUCGUCAUAUUUUAAUCGUUCUUCGCAGCAGAUUUUUUUGAACACUCAGUAAUCAGAUCAGUAAUUCCAAAAUAACAUCAUGCCCCAAAGAAGAUCUUUCUCAGAUUCAAAUUGACCAUGAUUCAAAUUGACCAUAUAUGGUAAUUAUUCAAUAAAAUGAAUAAUGUUUGAAAUUGAAAUCCUACAAAUUUAAAACUGUCCUUUUACUUCCCUUUUGCAUGCAGCUUAAUUAAAAAAUCCUUAUCACAUAAGGUGGCCCUCAAAUUGCGGUUUCACCCAUCCGCGGGCCACCGCCAAGUAUACCAAACUAGUUCUGGCGGGUGGUGGUGGUGGUGGGGAGGUUGGUAGUUUCAGUUAUCUGCUGUUUUUCACACACACACCCCAACAACUAAUCUGCUAUUUUUAAAGAGCCACUCUCCCUGCUUCUCAGCUGGCACAUGGGGAGAUUUAAAGAAGCAGCACCAGAGGUGCAGGCUGCUUCAUCCACUCUUGCCCUGCUGCUUUAAACUUCCCCACGUAUCACCUGAGAAGCCAAGAGAGUGGCUCUUUAAACUUUACACCUCCCCACCUUCUCAGCUGAGGUGCAGGGAUAUUUAAAUAGCCACUCUCCUUGCUUCUCAGCUGAUGUGAGGGGAUGGGGUGGUCGGUCCUGCCCUCAGCGAAGGAACCACCUAACCCCAAGCACUCCAAAAUUGCAGUUUCCGCAAACAUUAUCCUCACAAUAUUAGAGGGCCUCCUGGAUUUCAUUUCUUGAACCUUCCGAGAAGUGUAAUCUAUGCCAAAUGACCUUGCUCGGUCAAUGACAGGCCUCACCUACUAGUAUCAUCAUUUAAAGGGGUUUUCAGUCAGGAAAACCUACACGCGGACGGUGGGAGGACAUCUCUGACUUUACUAUGCAGGUCCUCUAAUCCCAAAGGUGAGAAGGCAGGAUUGUGUCUUUCCUUAAGGGGUUCCUUUAUUUGUGUGGAAGCCCUGUGAUUUGAACAGCCCAUAUAGAUGCCUGAUCUGUGUAUUUGGCUAGGCUGGUCCUGGUGUAAGCUGAAGGAAUACUUGACACCAGGACUGCUGUUCACCACCAUCUGCCUGUGUGACAUAAGGGCGCUUCUGAAUCAGAGCUCACUUCAGCUCAGCAGCCCCUUCCAAACUAUUUUUAGGGACUGUCAGGCCCAUCUGCUAGCCCACGGAAAAGGGGGUACAAUGGGGGCAGCAAAUGCCUGGUUAUUGUGCUUACAUAUCCCCACUCUGUGUGUGUGUGUGUGUGUGUGUGUGUGAGAGAGAGAGAGAGAGAGAGAGAUUGCAGUAGCUUAAUGUCAGUGUACUGAGGAAAAGAUUAUUCACAGCAUUAUACAUAUAGUAGCCAUUUCUGGUGUCAAGAUAUGUCACUAGCUUUCAGUCUUUCCAGACCUAGCCUCUGUCAUGAGUCCCAACCUGCAGUUUGUGAUCCAGUUUUAAUAUUUUACUGUGUAUGUCCAUCCAUCUUUCUUUCUUUCUUUCUUUCUUUCUUUCUUUCUUUCUUUCUUUCUUUCUUUCUUUCUUUCUUUCUCCUUUAGAGAAAGCACUUUAAAAUUGUGGUGGUGCUGCUAGUGUUACUUUAGACUGGGUUAUGACUCAGUUGCAACAAAAUAUUUACGACAAAUAUUUAUAUACCGCCAGGUUCUAUUAUCAAGGAUAUCCGUGAAUCUUUCAUUACUCCUUUGCUUUGUAAAUUUCCCGGUCGACAGGAGCAAUUUUAUUGUUCCUUGUUGCUUUCGGACUCAGAGUGUUUAAUUACAUCUAAUGUGGCUAAAUUCUGUGCUGCUGCCAUAAAUAUAUGUCACCGGAUGGUUAAUAAGGAUAUUUUACUGUUUUAAAUUUUUAUUCUCACUAUGUUUUCAAUUUUGUCAAUUUUUUUUAACUAAUUCUAAUUUCAGCCUGUUUUAAUUAUAUACACUCAAUUUAUUGUUAUAUAACUAUAAUCUUUCUCUUCUGUUUUGGCUUGUGGCUGUAACAUUAAAGAACUUGAACUA
This is a messenger RNA of Hemicordylus capensis (graceful crag lizard), 5465 nucleotides long. RefSeq names its product Wnt family member 10B (gene WNT10B). Lineage: Eukaryota; Metazoa; Chordata; Lepidosauria; Squamata; Cordylidae. Gene Ontology annotation, cellular component: extracellular region. The record is from RefSeq and is a predicted model, not a curated record. Gene Ontology annotation, molecular function: frizzled binding; cytokine activity. The coding region runs from base 590 to 1735 and encodes 381 amino acids. Gene Ontology annotation, biological process: multicellular organism development; canonical Wnt signaling pathway; cell fate commitment. The transcript has 7 exons.